CGGCGAUGGGCGGGGCAGGCGCGCGGGGAUUGGCGGGAUGCGGCGCGCCGCGCGUGAACCUCCUUGGCCUGGGCGAAGCUGUGUGGACCAAGCAAGCCAGGAGUGUGGCCAUGUUUUCUGAGCAGGCUGCCCAGAGGGCCCACACUCUACUGUCCCCACCAUCAGCCAACAAUGCCACCUUUGCCCGGGUGCCAGUGGCAACCUACACCAACUCCUCACAACCCUUCCGGCUAGGAGAGCGCAGCUUUAGCCGGCAGUAUGCCCACAUUUAUGCCACCCGCCUCAUCCAAAUGAGACCCUUCCUGGAGAACCGGGCCCAGCAGCACUGGGGCAGUGGAGUGGGGGUGAAGAAGCUGUGUGAACUGCAGCCUGGGGAGAAGUGCUGUGUGGUGGGCACUCUGUUCAAGGCCAUGCCGCUGCAGCCCUCCAUCCUGCGGGAGAUCAGCGAGGAGCACAACCUGCUCCCCCAGCCUCCUCGGAGCAAAUACAUACACCCAGAUGACGAGCUGGUCUUGGAAGAUGAACUGCAGCGUAUCAAACUAAAAGGCACCAUUGACGUGUCAAAGCUGGUUACAGGGACCGUCCUAGCUGUGUUUGGCUCCGUGAGAGACGACGGGAAGUUUCUGGUGGAGGACUAUUGCUUUGCUGACCUUGCUCCCCAGAAGCCCGCACCCCCACUUGACACAGAUAGGUUCGUGCUGCUGGUGUCCGGCCUGGGCCUGGGUGGAGGUGGAGGCGAGAGCCUGCUGGGCACCCAGCUGCUGGUGGAUGUGGUGACGGGGCAGCUUGGGGACGAAGGGGAGCAGUGCAGCGCCGCCCACGUCUCCCGGGUUAUCCUUGCUGGCAACCUCCUCAGCCACAGCACCCAGAGCAGGGAUUCUAUCAAUAAGGCCAAAUACCUCACCAAGAAAACCCAGGCAGCUAGCGUGGAGGCUGUUAAGAUGCUGGAUGAGAUCCUCCUGCAGCUGAGCGCCUCAGUGCCCGUGGAUGUGAUGCCAGGCGAGUUUGAUCCCACCAACUACACGCUCCCCCAGCAGCCCCUCCACCCCUGCAUGUUCCCGCUGGCCACUGCCUACUCCACGCUCCAGCUGGUCACCAACCCCUACCAGGCCACCAUUGAUGGAGUCAGAUUUUUGGGGACAUCAGGACAGAAUGUGAGUGACAUUUUCCGAUACAGCAGCAUGGAGGAUCACUUGGAGAUCCUGGAGUGGACCCUGCGAGUCCGUCACAUCAGCCCCACAGCCCCUGACACUCUAGGUUGUUACCCCUUCUACAAAACUGACCCGUUCAUCUUCCCAGAGUGCCCGCAUGUCUACUUUUGUGGCAACACCCCCAGCUUUGGCUCCAAAAUCAUCCGAGGUCCUGAGGACCAGACAGUGCUGUUGGUGACUGUCCCUGACUUCAGUGCCACGCAGACCGCCUGCCUUGUGAACCUGCGCAACCUGGCCUGCCAGCCCAUCAGCUUCUCGGGCUUCGGGGCAGAGGACGAUGACCUGGGAGGCCUGGGGCUGGGCCCCUGACUCAAAAAAGUGGUUUUGACCAGAGAGGUCCAGAUGGAGGCUGUUCGUUGCCUGCAGUGUGGGCAUUGUAAAUAAAGCCUGAGCACUUGUUGAUGCGA
This is a messenger RNA of Nomascus leucogenys (northern white-cheeked gibbon), 1618 nucleotides long. RefSeq names its product DNA polymerase delta 2, accessory subunit (gene POLD2). Lineage: Eukaryota; Metazoa; Chordata; Mammalia; Primates; Hylobatidae. The record is from RefSeq and is a predicted model, not a curated record. Gene Ontology annotation, biological process: DNA strand elongation involved in DNA replication; DNA replication. Gene Ontology annotation, cellular component: delta DNA polymerase complex. Gene Ontology annotation, molecular function: DNA binding.